This is a messenger RNA of Closterium sp. Yama58-4, 963 nucleotides long. The record is from the annotation of a GenBank genome assembly. Lineage: Eukaryota; Viridiplantae; Streptophyta; Zygnematophyceae; Desmidiales; Closteriaceae.
AUGCACACACACACAGUAAUUGCCUCCGGUGCGGAUCCAGCGUUUCCCGCUUUUGAGUCGGCUCAAAAGCAGCCGCGCGAUGCUGAUCCAUCGAAUCCCGCGUGUUGCGCGUUGUGCCGCGGCGCCGUGCAAGCAAUACCCGCAAGCUGCGGAAAUCGGUACCAUUAUGGUGGCGGCCGAAGCUCUCCGUCCAUCCACCGUCGCCUCCUCGUCUUUCCUCACUACUUUAAGUGCUUCUGUUCCGCCAUUCACCAUCACCCAACUGAGUCUCUUCUCUCAGCCGUCCCUCCACUGUUGCCUCCUCGUCUCUUUCUAGUACUUAAACUGCCUCCGUUCGGCCAUUCACCAUCACUUGACUGGGUCUCUUCUCUCAGUGCUCGAAAAUCACUCAAAUCAUCUCAUUUUCAUCGUCGCUCGCUAUCGCACGUUACCAUCAUGGCGACUCUUCGCACCGUGUUCAUCCUCGCGUUGGUCCUCGCCUCGCUCCCCGCACUCUACGCCGCGGCUGCGCCAAAGCAGCGGGGCGACGUCACUGCUGGGGGAAGCGCAGCCGUCGACGCGGCGGCGAGGUGGGGCCGCAAGCUGCUGGAAGCGAGCAGCGGUGCGCACGUGGACCACGUGGGUGACGAGGAGGAGGUGGUGGGGGAGGUGACGGACGAUGGGCUAGACGAGGCGGUGAGAGUGCUGAUUGCCUCAAACGUGGGGGGGCGGAUGAAGAAGAGCAACCGGUACAAAGACAACUUGAAGUACAAGCGCACGGAUUCGGGAACUUAUUUGCAAGUGGACGUGCGCAAGGCUUCGAAUGAGCCGAUAAAGACGAGGGAUUGCCUCAGAUGUGUGAAGCCGGUCCGGGUGGACGCGCGCAAGGCUUCGGCGAACGCGCACAGCAGCGGCAAGGGCGCCAAGGGCGUGCUGCAGGCGGGCGGUAGCUCCAUCCCCAAGACCGCGGAAAAGGAGGUCUAA